Molecule: messenger RNA, 804 nt
Organism: Diachasma alloeum
Lineage: Eukaryota; Metazoa; Arthropoda; Insecta; Hymenoptera; Braconidae
Product: trypsin-1-like
Exons: 3
Coding region: 1-804 (267 amino acids)
Biological process (GO): proteolysis
Molecular function (GO): serine-type endopeptidase activity
Source: RefSeq, a predicted model, not a curated record
AUGCUGUACCAGUGUUUGAUCGCUGCUUUCUUCGUUGCACAAGGGUUCGCCCUCGACCCGCGCAUCACCAACGGAGAGACUGCUGUCCCCUACAAGUACCCAUACCAGGUAUCUGUCCAAUGGGGACUGCCACCUUUAAUUAAAUACCGUCACAUCUGUGGGGGCUCCAUCAUCCACCCCAGAUGGAUCCUGACCGCUGGCCACUGCAUCACCGAAAUCCCCAAGAUUGGACGGUUGCAGGUCAGCGCUGGGAAGCACAUUAUCAACAAGGAUGAGCCUGGACAGGAGAACCGCGUCGUCACCCUCAGAAUGGCCCAUCCCAACUACCCAGGAGGUAUUGCCCAACACGACAUUGGUCUCCUCCGUCUGAAGACCCCCCUGACCUACAACAGUCACGUCCAGCCGGUCGCCCUCCCCGCGCAGGCGAAGCAGCACACCGGCGAGACCGUCCUCACGGGCUGGGGUUCCGUCUCCACCGGAAUAAUUCCCAAGCUCCCCGCGGAACUACAGACCGUUCAGGUCCCCAUCGUCGACUACGACGCCUGCCUGAAGUCCUUCAAGGAGGCCGCCGGCAAGGUCGAGCUCUUCGACACGCAAGUCUGCACUGGACCAGUCGGCGGAAACAUUUCCGCCUGCUCCGGGGACUCGGGCGGUCCACUCGUUCAGUUCGACGCUGAUGGCAAACCCGAACAAGUUGGAAUCGUCUCCUGGGGGGUCUACCCAUGCGGAGUCGCUGGAACCCCUUCUGUCUACACUCGCGUCUCCUCUUAUGUCGAUUGGAUCAAGUCGACGGUCAACGUUUAA